This is a messenger RNA of Oryzias melastigma (Indian medaka), 1733 nucleotides long. Its product is annotated as homeodomain-interacting protein kinase 2. NCBI's taxonomy places the organism in Eukaryota, Metazoa, Chordata, Actinopteri, Beloniformes, Adrianichthyidae. Gene Ontology annotation, biological process: peptidyl-threonine phosphorylation; positive regulation of transcription by RNA polymerase II; smoothened signaling pathway. Gene Ontology annotation, molecular function: protein serine/threonine kinase activity; transcription corepressor activity; SMAD binding. The record is from RefSeq and is a predicted model, not a curated record. Gene Ontology annotation, cellular component: nucleus; cytoplasm; PML body.
AGUUUACAGAGAAUGGUGAGAAUAAGAGAAAAUAUCCAGAGAGCUCUGUGGACAGAAAUGUCUUGCAGUUGUCAGAGGAGAAUGUCCAGAAUGGUUCCAGCUGAUAGAAAGGCAACAGUAACUCAAGUGGUUACAACCGAAGUCUGCAGAAGAGCAUCUCUGAAGGCAAAACACGUCAAACCUUGAUGCAGAUGGACUACAGCAGGAGAAGAACACAUCAGGUAUCACUGCUGUCAGCUAAGAACAGGAAACUGAGGCUACAGUUCCCACAGACUCAUGUAAACUGGACAAAAGAAGAUGCAAAAAUGUUGGUGUGGGGAUAUUUUCUUGGCACACUUUGGAUCCCUUAGUACCAAUGAGUUCACUGGACUCUAAUGACCUCCACAGUCAGCAGAACCUAAUGACCUAAUUUGACAUCAUCAGACCAGGAGCCAGAUGUCUUAUAGGCUCCUCUGUAUCGAAAGGAAAUCACUUUGGAAUCGUUCAAGACCGCCCCUGAAGAUUUUCAAAAGCCCCAAUAUACCGACGAUCUUACCGAGUACACAAUGUAUCGCUUCAAGAAAGACCGACCAGAAGAAGUUUCCCUCUGGGAAAUUUUGCGUACGAAAGCAGUUGCUUCGUUUGACCUGAAUGAGAUCCGUUCCAUUCUGCGUCGGGUGGUAACUGCUUUAGAUAAUCCCAAAAGUCUUCAUGGAAUUCUGACGCCUGAAAGAAUCCAGUUGACUGUCAAAAGAAACCACAAACAACGGAUCAUAUCUACGGAAUACAGUCGAUUUGAGACAUUUUCUAAGGGUGCUGGUGGGCAUUUCAGGUGGUACAUGGCCCCAGAGAAACUUGUGGGUUCAUGGACCACUGAAAAAUCCCACGUCUGGUCCCUUGGUUGCAUUGUUGCGGAAAUGUUCCUUGGAUUUCCUCUCUACAGUGCCGAUAAUGCUUAUGAGGUGAUCCGGAACAUCACACAUAAUUGCGGAGACUUUCCAGAACGUCUCCUCAACGACGGAUCCAUAACUAAAGAGUUUUACUUGAAAAGUAAGACAAACAAGUGGGUUUUGAAGACUCCAACAGAAUUUGGAGUGAAAACCCCAAAAGAGGUGACAUUAGUUUCACCAGAUGUCCUCAGAAAACACCAACGGAAGUCAGGAAUUUGCAACAAGACUCAACAGAUAGACUUGGAACAUUUUAUUGACCUGCUUAAAGAAAUGAUGUUCUUGGAUCCUGAAGAAAGAAUUCCUCUUCGUCAGGUGCUGCAGCAUCCAUUUUUCAGAAGGAACUGGGAUCUCCCAAGAAGCUCUACAGGAAAUGUCCAUACUUCUACAAGACAGGAAAUGCCCCCUUCAUCAGCAAAGAUGGAAAAGAAGGAUUUACCAUGCCAUUCUGGUAAAGAAAGAACGCCGCCCACAGUCUGGAUCAUUGGAUCAGGGUAUUACGUCAUCGGAGCACAACAAACAGCAAAUCAAUGCUUUGGAGAAAACCUUGGACUCAAUGCAAGAAUAACCUGGAUUGGAAAGGUAAACAUGCACUGGAAGGAUGUCCUGGAUACUUUUAAUAGUGAGGUUUCCAGACAGGGGAGAUCUCCAGACAUUUUAGUUCUCCAUGUCGGCGGCAACGACCUGGGAAACAGGAAUGUCUCCGAUCUAACCUCUGAAAUGGUGAAGGACCUGAUCCGCAUUCAUGAGACUUCUCCCAGGAUGAAAAUCGCAUAUUCCUCCAUAACUCCUAGACUGACCUGGGCG